AUGCGAACAGGUGUGCAGAAUAUGACCCCGCUGCAGAUCGGUGGUGAGGCAGUGGAACGCGUUCACAAAUUUACCUACCUCGGCAGCGUUGUCUCAGAAACAGGAGGUACAGAAGUGGACGUCAUUUCGCGGAUUGCCAAAGCCCGAGCUACUUUCGCGCAGUUGCGACCAAUAUGGCAAUCACAAAAGUUAACCAGAAGAGUCAAACUGAAAAUAUUCAGGUCAAACGUUAAGUCCGUGUUGCUAUAUGGUUGCGAAACGUGGAAGGUAACCAAAGCCAUCUCGCACCAGCUUCAAGUCUUCGUGAACCGAUGCCUUCGACGCAUACUCCGAAUAUACUGGCCCAAUAAAAUCUCCAACGACCAACUGAGAGAACGGUGCCACGAUACCCUGAUCGACCAGCAGAUCAAGCGACGCAAGUGGAACUGGAUUGGCCACACCCUCCGAAGAAAUUCUGACCACAUACCCAAACAGGCGAUGGAUUGGAAUCCGCAAGGAAAGAGAAAGCGUGGCCGUCCCAAGCAGACCUGGCGACGCACGGUAGUGGACGAAGCGAAAAAGAUCGGGAAGUCUUGGAGUGAAAUCAAACGCGAAGCUCAAGACAGGUUGCGAUGGAGAGCCACUGUGGACGCCCUCUGCCCCAUCCAGGGGACAUAG
Molecule: messenger RNA, 657 nt
Organism: Plutella xylostella (diamondback moth)
Lineage: Eukaryota; Metazoa; Arthropoda; Insecta; Lepidoptera; Plutellidae
Source: RefSeq, a predicted model, not a curated record